UCAUUAGAACGAAAAAAUCUCGUGACAAUGCCUGACGUAGCGAAGCCCGCGCCCAAGAAGGGCUCCAAGAAAGCGGUGGCGAAGGCCCCCGGUAAGGGCGGAAAGAAGAGGAGAAAGUCCAGGAAGGAGAGCUACGCCAUCUACGUGUACAAGGUGCUGAAGCAGGUCCACCCCGACACUGGGAUCUCCUCCAAGGCCAUGGGCAUCAUGAACUCCUUCGUGAGCGACAUCUUCGAGCGCAUCGCCGGUGAGGCCUCUCGUCUGGCUCAUUACAACAAGCGCUCCACCAUCACCUCCAGGGAGAUUCAGACCGCCGUCCGCCUGCUGCUGCCCGGGGAGCUGGCUAAACACGCCGUGUCUGAGGGCACCAAGGCCGUGACCAAAUACACCAGUUCCAAGUAAACCAC
Platichthys flesus (European flounder) is the source of this 407-nucleotide messenger RNA. RefSeq names its product histone H2B-like. The record is from RefSeq and is a predicted model, not a curated record. The transcript has a single exon. Gene Ontology annotation, cellular component: nucleosome. Lineage: Eukaryota; Metazoa; Chordata; Actinopteri; Pleuronectiformes; Pleuronectidae. The coding region runs from base 28 to 402 and encodes 124 amino acids. Gene Ontology annotation, molecular function: DNA binding; structural constituent of chromatin; protein heterodimerization activity.